AUUGAUAAACUGUAGUACUAGGCCUAAAUACUGUAAAAUUAACUUUUGCUAGGUUCAAAAACACUAAUAUAGUAUCUAAUAUCUACGAAUUUUAUUCCAGCUUACUAUAGUAAAUAAUGUUUACUACAGUAUUUUUCCUGUGUGUGUAGUAUAAUGAUCUUACCAAGUAGCUAUACCAAUACUUACGGUAAUUCCCCUAGUCUUUUCUAAGCAUUACGGUAAUGUUAUAUAAAGCUGAAUUGGACCCGUUCGGCUUGGACUGCUGUCCAUCUGCUCUGUGCUCGAGAUUUUCCGCUCGGACGGCUUUAUUAUCAACUAACCUCUUUAUGUUAAAUGUUCAUAUUUUGUACAUUUGCAGGUAUAAUUUAAUCUAACAUUUGAUCCGAACGUCACGAUGAGCUCAAUCAAUGUGAAAAAGCUGAAAGUGAACGAGCUGAAGGACGAGCUGAAGAAGAGAAAUCUGUCUGAUAAAGGACUGAAGGCCGAUCUGAUGUCGCGACUGCAGGCCGCUCUGGAUCAGGAGGAGCUGUCCACCGAUACCAACGGUGCUGAAAGAGAGGACGGUUACAUGGCCGAUGAAGACCUUGAGGAAGAAGAUCUGGUUGGAGAGAGCAUGGAGGCCGACGAGGAGGAGGAUGGAGAUGAGGCGGAGGCAGAGGAGCAUCAGGAUGAUGACAUGUUGGAUGAGGAGGACGCCGGGGUGGAGAUGGACAACUCGGACGAGGAUGAAGACGCGCUGCUUAAGGAAGAAGAGGAUGAGAUGGAGAAAUUUGACGAGGAUGAUACCGCUCAAGAUAUCGGAUCUGGAAAGGGAGAUGCGGACAAACACGAGAGUGAUGAUCAGAAGAAUAAGAAGGGUGUAAAGAGACGUCGAGAUGAACAUGGAAGGGGCUACUUUGAGUUUAUUGAAGAAAGCAAAUACAGCCGGGUAAAGUCGCCUCAGCCACCGCUGGAAGAAGAAGAUGAAGAGUUUGAUGAUACUACUGUAUGUCUGGACACCUAUAACUGUGACCUGCACUUCAAAGUGUCUCGGGAUCGAUACAGCGCCUCUUCUCUCACCAUGGAGAGCUUUGCUUACCUGUGGGCAGGAGGACGAGCAUCUUAUGGUGUGGCAAAGGGCAAGGCCUGCUUUGAAAUGAAGAUUAUUGAGAGGAUUCCUGUAAAGCACAUCUCCAGUAAAGGAAUAGAGAUUCAUGAUGUCCUGGUGGGCUGGUCACUUGCAAGCAGCUCCCUUCUGUUAGGAGAGGAUGCAUACUCCUAUGCCUUUUCUACUAAGGCCAAGAAAACCAGUAACUGUGUGACGGAAGACUAUGGAGAGGCAUUUGAUGAGAAUGAUGUUGUCGGUUGCUUCAUAAACUUUGAUGGUGCAGAAGUUGAGAUUUCCUUCUCUAAGAAUGGACAAGAUCUAGGAUGCGCUUUUAAAGUCAGUAAGGAUGAGCUUGGAGGAAAGGCACUUUUCCCGCAUGUGCUCUGCCACAACUGCGCAGUUGAGUUUAACUUUGGCCAGCGAGAGACGCCGUUUUACCCUCAACGUGAUGGCUUUACGUUCCUACAGAACAUUACGGUGUGUGAUCGCGUCAGAGGACCAGUGGGACCUGAGACCAAAAAGGACUGUGAGGUCAUAGUCAUGGUUGGACUGCCCGGAUCUGGAAAGACAGAAUGGGUUACAAAGCACACGCAAUCCAACCCUGGAAAAUAUAAUAUUCUUGGAACAAACACAAUAAUAGAGAAAAUGAUGAUUUCCGGUUUGAAGCGGCAGAUGAAAGAUGUCACAAAGAUCGCAGCCAUAUCUCAGCGUGCUCCGCUCUUCCUCGGGAAGUUUAUUGAGAUUGCAGCGCGUAAAAAACGCAACUACAUUCUUGACCAGACUAACGUAUCAGCACCAGCCCAAAGAAGGAAAAUGUGCCUGUUUGCUGGCUUCCAACGGAAAGCUGUGGUCAUCUGCCCGACAGAUGAUGAAUACAUACAGAGGACUCAGAAAAAAGCAGAGACAGAUGGCAAAGACGUGCCCGAACAUGCUGUGCUAAAAAUGAAAGGAAUAUACACGUUGCCUGUGGAAGGUGAAUGUUUCAGUGAAGUGCUUUAUGUUGAGCUUCAGAAAGAGGAAGCAACCAAACUGCUAGAGCAAUACAAGGAAGAGAGCAGAAAUUCCCUUCCGCCGGAGAAGAAGCUCAACCAGGGAUUCAUUCAGCCGAAGAGAGGAGGCAACCGGGGACGAGGAGUCAAAAAUCCGUUCAUUCGUGGUGGUGGUGGUGGACGCGGUCAGAGAGGAGGAAGAGGAGGCUUUCAGAGCCGGGGCAACUUCAGGGGCUUGCCUGGACCUCGAGGUGGGUUCAACAGACCACCAAGAGGUUUCCUUCCUCCCCCUCCAUUCAGAGGAGGCUUCAACCGGGGGAGUUUUAACCGGGGUGGUGGGAUGCCCAACCGAGGUGGCGCCCCCAGACCGGGGGGACCGGGUCGUGGUAAUAUGGUUAACAUGGGCAGCAGAGGUGGAGGAGGCAUGCACAGGGGCAACAUGGCCAGAGGUGCCAACAGGGGCAACUUUAACCAGAAGUUCAGGGGUCGAGGAGGAAAUAAUCGUGGUUUUAAAAAUGGGAAUUAUAGCAUGAACAAAGCACAAGCUUUCAAUCAGAGCUGGCAACAAGGGUUCUGGAAUCAGAAGCCAUGGAGUCAACAAUACCAUCCUGGAUAUUACUGAAUAAACUAUAGCUGUGAUGGACUGAGAUCAAAAUCAUCAGCUUUAAACCAAGAGGAGCGUCCUUUUUCUCUGAUGUCCUGUUGUGUUUUUAACAGAUUUUAAUAGGACUUUACACAUCUAAGUCUUGAGGCUUUGAAAACGCUUCACAGGUUACCUGUUGCAUUUUUUUAAAAUAUAUUAUGUCCUAUGACAUCGUAUUAAAAAUCAGGAACCUAAGUAUUUUCAGGGUGGGACGUUUGUCUUUUAAAAACAUUUGCGGUUCUGAAUUUUGCUUUUAGACUUAUGUGUGAAUCUUUGUGUAAAGGAUAAUAUAAGGAUAAAAUUGUUGAGAAAAUUUGCAGUUAUGAAUUUAAAAAAAAUUCUGCUGCAAUAAUAUUGUUUAGUUAAAAAAAAACAUUAUUUAAUGUAAAACCUUGUAUGACAUAACAAUGGAAGAAAACUUUGUAUAUUUAUAUUUAAGUUAUGCGCAACUUUAAUCUAUAGAUAUAUAUCUAAAGGCCCUUCUAAAGUAUUUGAAAGAAAUUUCCAGUGUAAUUAUGUGGUGUGUAUGUUAUUAAAACCUUUUUAUCUGUACAUAAAUUAAGGAAGGUGCUAAACAGUCUUUUC
Messenger RNA from Misgurnus anguillicaudatus (oriental weatherfish), 3304 nucleotides. It is a transcript of the gene hnrnpua, whose product is annotated as heterogeneous nuclear ribonucleoprotein Ua. NCBI's taxonomy places the organism in Eukaryota, Metazoa, Chordata, Actinopteri, Cypriniformes, Cobitidae. The record is from RefSeq and is a predicted model, not a curated record. Gene Ontology annotation, cellular component: ribonucleoprotein complex; nucleus. Gene Ontology annotation, molecular function: promoter-specific chromatin binding; RNA binding; protein binding. Gene Ontology annotation, biological process: positive regulation of transcription by RNA polymerase II; alternative mRNA splicing, via spliceosome.